AUGGACUCGAGUCAUCUCAUUGCACUGCUGAAUGGACUGCGCUCCGCAGACAACCAGGAGCGCAAGUCCGCCGAGGAGCACUACAACGGCAUGGUUGCCUCCAAUCCCGUUUGGAUGAUGUGUGCCUUGGCGGAGACCAGUGCGACCUCGCAGGACACGGGUGUGAGGACCAUGAGCUUGGUGUUGCUGCGGAAGCUCUUCAACGCUACCCCGUCGCCGUACGCCGCGUCCGACGCCGGAGCGCGCGCUGCGGUGAAGGCGCAUAUGCUCGCUGUGAUCAACUCUGCCUCUCAGGGUGGCCUGCGCUCGCCUGCUGCGGCGUGCGUCAGUGCUCUGGCGGUGCAGGUGUUCCAGGAGAAGGAGGACUGGAAUGAGCUGUGGACGAGCGUUAUGACCAUCCUCGGCGAUGUCAAGGGCGACACGGCGCUGAGGACGAUGUGCUGCGAAAUCGUCCAGGCAACCUCGAUGGCCAUGGCUGCGUACUUCCAGUCUCACGCCGAUACGCUAGCGACGGGGUUGGAGACGUGCUUCACGCAAGGGACAGACGGCGCUGACCUCAAGAAGGCCGCCUUCGAGGCGACGAUUCGUCUGUCGAACCUUGGCAUGGCGGACCGUCUGCGUCCGCUGGUGCCGAAGAUGCUGAGUGUCAUCGAGGCCUACCUGAACCAGGGCGAGUGGGAGGCGGUGGAGUCGAUUCUGGAGGCCACUGUGGAGGGAAUGUCGUCGAGCAUUAGCCUCUUCCAGCAUGAUGCCGAGCACCUCCUGGGGCUCAUGAUGCAGGUGGCCGCCGCGCCUCAGGUGGACGCCGGUGCGCGCCACAUGGCGGUGGAGCUGAUGCUGACGUACUGCGAGGAAGUUCCCAAGACCGUGCGCAAGGUGCCGCAGUUUGCCUCAUCCUUCUUCGAGUUGCUCUUCCAGUACACUCUGAACCCCGACUACGGCGCGGACUGGGACGUCACCGGUCGCGACAAAGACGAGGACAACCUCGAGGAGAACUCGGAUCUGGUGAUCGGGUCGAGCGGGCUGGACCGUAUUUCGAACGCCCUCGGCGGUCGCAAGCUUCAAAAAACGGCGCAGACGCUGUUUGCGCAGAACAUCAACUCGCCAGAGUGGCAGCAUAGAAACGCCGCGGUGCUGCUUAUCUGCUACGCAGGGGAGGGCAUGCGCACUGUCUUUUCGUCGCAGCUGCCGUCGCUGGUGCAGAUGGUCGUGCCGCACGUGAAGGACGAGUCCAAGUACGUGCGCGCCAACACGCUCGACUGCCUCGCGCAGCUCUCCCAGGACUUCGCGCCGGAGCUGCAGAUGAAGGUGCACGGCGCCAUCCUGCCUGCAGUCGUUGCUGCUCUGCGCGACGACGUGCCGCGCGUGGCGACGUGCGCGGCGAACUGCCUCGACAGCUUCAUUGACAGCGUGACGGGCGAUGAGGAGGAGGACGACGACGAGGACGGCCUCGACGAGUUCCGCGCCAUCCUGCAUCCGUACAUCGAGGUGAUGUGCGGCGACUGCCUAGCGAUGAUCCGAGGGACACAGCACUUCUUUGUCCGCGAGGCGGCGCUGGGUGUGCUCUCGUCAGUGUCCUCAACGUGCAAGGGCAUGCUUCUGCCGUACGUGGAGGCGCUCGUGCCUGUCUACCAGGAGGUGCUGAGCUUUCCGGACGCGCCGGAGGCGAUGAAGACAAAGUGCAAGGCCAUCGAGUGUGUGACGCUGCUCGCCUGCGGCGUUGGUCGUGAUGCGUUUGCCAAGUACGCGCAUGAUGUGUGCAACUACUUGAAGCAGCUGUGCGACGGCGGCCUCACAAACGAUGACCCGCGCACACGUUUCGUGAUGCGUGGCUGGACAUGCAUGGUGGAGUGCCUCAAGGACCAGGCCCAGCCGUACCUCAGCACCGUCAUCCCCAUCCUGCUGAACAUGAUGAGCAUGGAGUGCGACAUGGAGAUCGCGAACGUCGGCGUCGGCGAGGACGACGAUGACGAGGACCUGCCGGACGGUGUGGAGAAGAUGCGCUUUGUUAUCCCGGGCGUCGGUGAGCGAGUUGUGACGAUUCACACAAGCCUCAUCGAGGACAAGGAGCUUGCCUCCAACGUGGUCUUCGCGAUGCUGAAGGACCUUGGCAUCGGACUGGCCCCAUACUUCUGCGAUAUUGCGAACGCGGCCAUGGGCCAGCUGUCCUUCAUUGCUGGCGAGGCUGUUCGUGAGAGCGGCGCGUCGAUGCUCGAAGAGAUACUGAAGUGCUACGAGGAGAUGAAGGACCCGGCGGCACAGCAGCUGGCCGAGGCAGCUCUGCCGAAGCUGAUGGAGGCGCUCGGCGAGGAGUCGGAGAACAGCGUGAUGGAGGUGAUGCUGCGGUGCAUUGGUCGCUGCGUUAGCGUGCACCCGGCAAUCAUGAGUCCCGCCAACACAGCCCUCGUGUGCGACAAGGUAAUGGCAGCUUUGGAGGUUGUGGUGAAGCGCCGCAACGAGUGCCUGGAGAAGAAGGCGACGGAGAACGAUGAGGACGAGCUCGACGCGCUUGAGGUGGAGGACGAGGAGGUCCAGCUGACCAUCUCCUCCAUGUGUGACUUGAUCGGCACUCUUCUCGCUGCCUCGAAGGAGGUGUUCGCGGCGCCGUUCCUUGAGAAAGCCUUCCCUGUGCUCGGUGAGUGGCUCCAGGCGUCGACGGACGACUUUUACAUGACGCGUGCCGCCGGCAUUCUGAGCGACUUUGUGACGCACGCGCCGCAGUCGAUUGUUCCGUCGCUGCCACAGAUCUGUACGAGCUCGUUGACGAUCGCGUCGUCGUCCUCCGACGACGGGCUGCUGCAGAGCAACUUUUACCUCAUGAACGUCAUUGUCCAGCUGCUCGGAUCGCACGCUACUACGAACAUGGGUGUCGACGGUGGUGAGUACGCUGUACACGUGCAGCAGGUGGCCGAAAAGUACUUCUCGUUGAACCUGGUGAAUCAGGAAGAGUACGCGCACUGCACCUGUAACGUGAUCAGCCUGUACGUGUCGCUGCUGAACUUCUACGGCACCACGGUGCUCCAGCAGGUGGCAACAGCAAUGCUGACAGUAGUGGGCAAGGCGCUGCCGGCGAAGGAUGACGAGAUAGAGGCCCGCCGCAUCCACGAUGUGGUUCUCGGGUGGGUGACAAACAACCAUCCCGUCCUGCAAGCCCUCCCCGGCUCCGCUGCCGGAUUUUUGACUUGCGUGAAGGCAGCUAGCCCUAGCUGCCUCUCCGAGCAGGCGAAGCAGUACCUUGCUACUAUAUAA
Messenger RNA from Leishmania mexicana MHOM/GT/2001/U1103, 3249 nucleotides. RefSeq lists its product as hypothetical. Gene Ontology annotation, cellular component: cytoplasm; nucleus. The coding region runs from base 1 to 3249 and encodes 1082 amino acids. The record is from RefSeq and is a predicted model, not a curated record. Lineage: Eukaryota; Euglenozoa; Kinetoplastea; Trypanosomatida; Trypanosomatidae. Gene Ontology annotation, molecular function: nuclear import signal receptor activity. The transcript has a single exon. Gene Ontology annotation, biological process: protein import into nucleus.